CGGUUCGAGACCAUUUGGCCCUGGUAAUCUAUUGGUUAUUUUACGAUCGCCGUACAGUACCUGAAUUGGAAAAAGUUACUCAGCCAAGUUCGGGCUCCUGAUUUCUUAUCCCGCGAUAUUCACUCUUCCUUGAUCAAUCUCCCAUCCCCUCCUUCUCCCCCCACAUCUGCAACAUCUGUGUUGAGUUGUGUCAUCUCCUUUGGGUCAUUUUUCGAUUGUUCUUGAUCCAUACGCGUCCUCGACCCUUCUCCUCUCUUUCGCUUAAUAUUGCUUAACAAUGGUUCACGAUACCAAGCUCUAUGACUGCCUGGGGGUUGCCCCCACGGCCACUGAGGCUCAACUGAAGACCGCCUACAAGAAGGGUGCUCUCAAGUUCCACCCUGAUAAGAACGCCGAUAACCCGGAAGCUGCCGAGAAGUUCAAGGAGCUGUCCCACGCCUACGAGAUUCUGUCCGACGCUGAGAAGCGUCAGGUCUACGAUCAAUAUGGUGAGGAGGGUCUGGAGCACGGAGGUGGUGGCGGUGGUAUGAACGCCGAGGAUCUGUUCUCUCAGUUCUUCGGUGGCGGUGGUGGUUCCUUCGGCGGCAUGUUCGGCGGUGGCAUGCGUGACACUGGCCCAAAGAAGGCCCGCACAAUCCACCACGUUCACAAGGUCAACCUGGAGGACAUCUACAAGGGCAAGGUCUCGAAGUUGGCUCUGCAGAAGUCCGUCAUCUGUGCAGGCUGUGAUGGCCGCGGUGGCAAGGAAGGUGCCGUCAAGGAGUGCACUGGUUGCAACGGUUCCGGUAUGAAGACCAUGAUGCGCCAGAUGGGUCCCAUGAUCCAGCGCUUCCAGACUGUCUGCCCCGACUGUAACGGCGAGGGCGAGAUCAUUCGCGACAAGGACCGCUGCAAGCGCUGCAGCGGAAAGAAGACCAUCGUUGAGCGCAAGGUGCUCCACGUUCACGUCGACAAGGGUGUCCGUGAUGGCCACAAGAUUGAGUUCCGCGGUGAGGGUGACCAGAUGCCUGGUGUCCUUCCCGGUGAUGUGGUCUUCGAGAUCGAGCAGAAGCCCCACCCCCGCUUCCAGCGCAAGGGCGACGACCUGUUCUACCAGGCCGAGAUUGAUCUGCUCACCGCACUUGCCGGUGGCACUAUCCACAUUGAGCACUUGGACGACCGAUGGAUGACUGUCAACAUCGCCGCUGGCGAGGUUAUCGUUCCUGACGCCAUCAAGGUUAUCCCUGGCCAGGGUAUGCCCUCUUUCCGUCACCACGAUCACGGCAACCUUUACAUCAAGUUCGACGUCAAGUUCCCCCAGAAGGAUCAGCUCCAGAACCUCGAACUCCUCGAGAAGGUUCUUCCUCCCCGUAUUCAGCAGUCCCAGCCCCCGGCCGAUGCUAUGGUUGAGGACUUCGAGAUCGAGAGUAUUGAUGGCAGCGAGCCUUCCCAGGCCCGUGCUCACGGUGCCGCCAUGGACGAGGAUGAUGAGGAUGGAGUUCCCGGCGGUGCUGAGCGGGUGCAAUGCGCUUCGCAGUAAGCGUGGGGCCAUAAAACGCCGUGAUUGGAAAAGGCCAACAUACCAGGUCCUCUGAUGAAACUUUGCUUAUGAUACCAUGCGAAGGGGUUGAGGACAGGUAAAUCCUUACCUGAUCACGAGUUUCCCUUUCUUCUGAUCAUGUGGAAUUGCUUUGACUCGUUUAUUUCCUCCCUUUUGCUUUGCGAUGGCGUUUGCUCUGAAGACUUGGAAGAUGCCAUAUGCCCAUUUGCAUCUUCUCGGGUUUUUCUUUCUCCUCCUUUCCUCUUUGUUUCGUGUGUAAUCCUUACCUCUCCAUUUGCACUUAACCUUGACUCCAUUCAACCGUUAUACUAUUUUCCCUUUUUGAUUCCACGUUUUCCGCACUCUUAUAUCUGCUUUUGCCGGGGAUUUUGGCGGGUGGCGGCAGGAGUUGCGAUGUCAAUGAGAAAGAGGCGUGAUGAGACCACGAUGCAGCAGCCCCGGAUUGUGAAGGGAGCCUAAAAAAGAAUG
Penicillium pulvis is the source of this 2008-nucleotide messenger RNA. Its product is annotated as type I HSP40 co-chaperone YDJ1. Lineage: Eukaryota; Fungi; Ascomycota; Eurotiomycetes; Eurotiales; Aspergillaceae. The transcript is spliced from 4 exons. Gene Ontology annotation, biological process: response to heat; protein refolding. The record is from RefSeq and is a predicted model, not a curated record. Gene Ontology annotation, cellular component: nucleus; cytosol; cytoplasm. Gene Ontology annotation, molecular function: ATP binding; Hsp70 protein binding. The coding region runs from base 278 to 1519 and encodes 413 amino acids.